CUGUGGCUUGCAAAGGAGUAUGAAGGGAGAUAUCUGUGGGAUGGCAGUGCAGUGUGUGUGAGAAUAUAUCUACAGUACAGUUGAUAUGUGUGUAAGUCUAGAUGUGAAAUGGGCAUGAACAGAGAUGUAUAUUUACACUUGCUCUCAUGCCAUGAAUACACAUUAAAUAAUCAUUGAAGUGAAAAAGCAAAGAAAAAGUGUGAAACAUUACUUAGAGAAAGCUAGGACCCAGUCUGAGAGGUUGUGAAUUGGCCUGCAUACCAUGCACCUCCACACCGGCCUUCUGUGGUUCUGUCUUGUGCUGAUGGGGGGUCUUGGGGGGUCUGUGUUCCCUGAGGAGGCUGUACCUGUCAGCACUACCGGACCAGAGUAUCUUCGGAGCUAUUCUGUCUUUUCGGGCAGGGGUAUUGGACGGACACCUGAGAAAGGGAGAGAUCAACUGAACAUCCAAAAAAUGCUGAAGGUGAACAGGACGCUGUACAUAGGGGACAGGGACGCUCUGUAUUUGAUCCCGCUGGACUCUCCCAGCACUGAGCUGCAAUAUCGUAAGAAGCUGACAUGGAAAUCAAACCACCAAGACAUUAACGUGUGCCGAAUGAAAGGAAAGCAAGAGGACGAGUGCAGGAAUUUUGUGAAAGUUCUCCUUGCCAGAAAUGAUCAGACACUCUUUGUUUGUGGAACCAACGCAUUUAACCCCAUCUGUGCUGACUACAGGGCUGACACUCUGGAGCAGAUUGGUGACAAUAUGAGUGGGAUGGCUCGAUGUCCAUAUGACCCUAAACAUGGAAAUGUAGCCCUCUUUGCAGAUGGGAUGCUUUUCACUGCUACUGUAACUGAUUUCCUUGCAAUAGAUUCUGUUAUCUAUCGUAGCCUUGGUCAACGUCCAGCUCUACGUAGUGUGAAACAUGAUUCUAAGUGGUUCAAAGAUCCUUACUUUGUUCACGCUGUGGAAUGGGAGGACCAUGUGUAUUUCUUCUUUAGAGAGAUUGCAAUGGAGUUCAAUUACUUGGAGAAGGUGAUGGUGUCUCGUGUAGCAAGAGUGUGUAAGAAUGACAUGGGGGGUUCCCAGAGAGUGCUAGAGAAGCAGUUCUCCUCAUUCCUGAAAACCCGACUAAACUGCUCUGUGCCAGGAGACUCCCACUUUUACUUCAAUGUCAUUCAGACAGCCAGCGAUAUCUUGGUGCUUGGAGGCAGACAUGUCGUACUUGCUCUCUUUUCCACUCCUGCCAAUAGUAUUCCAGGCUCUGCUGUUUGUGUGUUUGAUAUGGAGGAGUUGGCUUCUGUGUUUUCUGGGAGAUUCAGAGAACAGCGCACACCAGACUCUGUCUGGACUCCUGUACCUGAGGAGCUAGUACCAAGGCCUCGUCCAGGAAGUUGUGUUGGAUCUACUCCACCAUACAACUCCUCAAGGAAUCUUCCUGAUGAUGUUCUAAGCUUUGUGAAGUCGCAUCCCCUGAUGGAGGACUCUGUCCCCUCGGUAGGAGGAACCCCCUGGAUGACACGGACUCUGACUCGUGAUCAAUUAACACACCUAGCUGUGGACACAUCUUGUGGAAUUCAUGGGAAUGAGACUAUUCUGUUUCUUAGUUCUGAUUCGGGUACUGUCCUUAAAUAUCUGCUGAACCCUGCAUUAGAAGGAGCUGGUGGCUCAGGCAAUUACAGCAUCUUUUUAGAAGAAUUACAAACAUACCCUGCAGAUAGGUGUGGCAGGAAGGAAGAGGAGCAGAGCAUUCUGGGUAUGGUUUUGGAUAAAGGAUCCGGUUCCCUCCUCCUGGCGUACCCUAGCUGUGUGGUAAAAGUGCCUCUUGCCCGCUGCCAGAGACAUGACGGUUGCAUCCGAAGCUGUCUGGCCACACGUGACCCUUACUGUGCGUGGGAUCCCGAAAGAAGCCGUUGUGCCUUCACACCAAAUGCAGUCAGGGCCCAGUUUGAACAAGAUUUGUGGGGAAAGAGGGCAUCUCAGCUUGGAGAUUGUGAGGGUUUGGUGACACAAAGUUUCAUGGAGGAACGAGGUGGAGAGGUGUCUGUCAAUGUGUUGGUCAUUUCCUCGGUGGCAGCAUUUUUAGUGGGAGCUGUGUUAUCUGGGUUAGGUGUAUGCUGGGCAAGCUCUCAAUGGGGUAGGAAGAUACAAUGCAGACAUCGAGAGACAGACACUGUCCUAAUACAGGGCACUUCUGUUCGAAGUGUGAGUCGUGGGGGAGAGCUUGGCCGGCCAGAGCAAGACCCUCUACUUACUUCUCUGAUACAACAUGGCUGGAAUCCAGGGCGCAGCAAGGAUCAUAAUGGCAUACCUCCCACUCCAGAACAAACUCCACAGCAGCACAAAAGAGGAAUUAGUCCCCAAGACUACCUAAACACAUCCUUGCGGGAACCAUCAAUCAUCCUACUGCACCCUGAGACACCACCACUUACAUCUAAUCAUCUCCCCGCUGAGGGAGGGCAGGAGCCACAAGAACCACGAUACCUUUCCCCUCAUGGAGAGGACACCCGUUACUUGCCCCCACAUGGAGAAGAACCACGUUACAUGACCUUACACGGGGAAGAGAGUCGGUAUUUACCCCAGCAAGCUGAAGAUCUCCGCUAUUUGUCCCAACAUAGGGAUGAAAGUCGAUUAUUACAACAGCAUGGAGAAGAAAGCAGAUACUUGGCCCAGAAUGGGGAUGAUUCUUGUUAUCUUGCAACACAUGGAGAGGAAAGUCGAUAUUUACCCCAGCAUGCAGAGGAAAGUCGAUAUUUGCCUCAGCAUGGGGAGGAGACUCGUUAUUUACCCCAACAUGGGGAUGAAAUACACUAUCAGCCUUCAAAGGGACAGGACCCACGUUAUCGUUCCUCAAACAUGCCCCCUUCCUCUUGGUCUUGUAGUGAGCGCAGACGUGUGGUGUCUGCACCCACAUGUGAGAGGUUUUACCAACCUCCCACACAGGGCAGUCCUCCACGCCCUACCCACCUGAAGAGGAAUCUGACUUUUAACAGUGGGGAGAGUUGGCCCCGACCUCCUGAAUCCUUGUAUAUGCGACCAGGACCGCCCCGGAGUGGGACUCCUGGCUCGGACUACAGGCUAAUGCUACAGUAUGGCAUAUCAAGAACCCCAACAGCUCAGUGACUUGUGGGAAUUGGGGACAUCCUAUAUAUCCUGGAACCCCACAGCACAAUAUCAGCAUUGGGUAGUUGGGGAAAAUGGCUCAUACGUUAGUAGAACCAUACCUUCUGAAGAUGCUUAUCCUUUGAUGAUGGGCAUCUGAUCCUGCAGGAUAUUGGGGUGGUUUAAAGUCUAACUUCAGUUUAAGUUGCCUUGCCUCAGAUAGGGAGGUUUUUAUCUUCUCUUCUUAAAUGGAAAGGGUAUACACUUGAAUAAAAAAAAAGUGGUUUGUCUCCUUAAACGAGAAGUGGAAGGGGAUCUCUGUGAAGUCCCUUGAUCAGCCAAGCACAAUAUGUUGAGAUAAAAUGUUUUAUUAAUGUAUGAUUUUAUAAACAUUCUGUGGAUGGGACUGGAGCAGGGUAUGGACAAUUUUAUGUUUGUGAGUAUAACGAGGGGGGCAGUGUGAAUGUGGAAGGGCAGGACCCUAUACAACAUGUAUUCAUAUUCCAAACUCUUCCCAUCAUACACCAUCUUGCAGCUACAGUACAAACUUACUCAAGCAUAUGCACAAAUUGCCUUUAUAAUAUAAUAAACAUUCCCAUACAUUUCACAUUAACAUUGAGUAACAUUAGAUAGAUCACACAACUGUAAUAUUAUACAAAACACACACACACUGUCCUAUCCUGGUUGGUACAGGGAGGAGAUGCUGUUAUGUAUAUAAUUGUUGCUCCUGCUCUCCUUCCCGUGACUGCGUGUAACGUGUACACGUGUAUUUUACGCAUGUUUCUGAAACGCUGCACAAUAAACUUUUCUUCUGA
Molecule: messenger RNA, 3897 nt
Organism: Bombina bombina (fire-bellied toad)
Lineage: Eukaryota; Metazoa; Chordata; Amphibia; Anura; Bombinatoridae
Gene: SEMA6B
Product: semaphorin 6B
Exons: 17
Coding region: 263-3103 (946 amino acids)
Biological process (GO): neural crest cell migration; negative chemotaxis; negative regulation of axon extension involved in axon guidance
Molecular function (GO): semaphorin receptor binding; chemorepellent activity
Source: RefSeq, a predicted model, not a curated record